AUGACCUCCCGGAGCCCUCGCCUCUCUUUCGUUCCCUUCCUCGUUUGCUUCGUUAUCUUCCUCUCUUUCGCUCUGUUCCACUUCAGUGUUCUUCGUACAUCCUCGCACAGGCGCGCUCAUCGGAGCAGCGUCUCUCUGCUGCAGAAGCUCUACCAGAACAGCGACGAGAAGACAUACAAUCAUGCGAGGCUGAUGAUGAACCAGGCGCUGCAUCGAGCAAGAGACUUCGCUAAGAAAGCUGACGAGGAGAAGCUGCUUGAGGGCAACGACGACAGGCUGCAUGCGAAGUUGGUCAAGAUCGCUCGUGACCGGGCAGAGACGCUGGAGGAGGACGAUGAGAAGGCGAGAAGGAUCGAGAAUGUUGCCAAUCGGCUGGAGAGAUCGCUGCUGGCGACAUCCCAGGUGGUGAAUCUGCAUGAAGACAGGCUGGAGUCGCUCAUGGCGGAGGAGAGGAGGGCGAAGAAGAAAGCGAGGAGCGAGCAGGACGGGGCGAAUGAAUUGUCAGCGUCCCUGAGCGUGAUGAAGGGGUCGGUGAAGAAGCUGGAACAGCACGUGGAAAAGCUGAAGAGAAACCUCAAGGAGGACGAGGGGGCUUCGAAGAAGACAGGAGCUCUCGCUGAUCUCAGCAAACUUGUGAAUCGAUUCUCGAGCAAGCAGGAGGAGGAGGUGAAGGAGGAGGAGAAGGCGAAGCGAGGAGCGACGAAGGCGGACAAGAGAGCAAAGGACAAGCAGGAAGAGGCCCUCAAGCUGCAGGGGCAGGUCGACAAGAUCCAGAAACAGCUUGUCGAGAUGGGAUGCAAGAAGCCUUCGGACGGAAGCGGAGGAGCGAAGGGAUCGAAGUGCAAUCGAGAAAAGGAGGUGGACUUGUUGGACGAGAUGAAGACGAUGAAGCGGCAGAUCAAAGUGCUGGAGGAGGAGGUUCUGUUCGAGAAGAAGCAACGACAGGUCAUGCUGCAUGCAGCGGCUCUGCAACACAAGCUCGGGGAGGUGGACAAGUACCGGAAGCUGGAGUACCAGAGCAAGCUGCAUGCUGCGAAGACGCGGCUGCAGCAGCUGAGGAAAGACAUCGACGUGGGGCCUGAGGAAGAGAAGGCUGCAGAGCUGAACCUGAAGCUGGCAGAGCAGGCGGAGGAGCGAGUGAAGGAGAGGCUGAAGCUCGCGAAGAUGAAGAUCAAGACGUAUGAGGAGGAAGAGAAGAAAAGUUCCGUGUUGUCGAAAGUUCAGAGCAAAGAGAUUCACAAGCUUUCUGGCCUUGAGGCGUCGCAACAGCGUGCGGUUCAGGUGGGAAGGAAGGCAGAGGAGGAGGAGCGGAGGAUAGUCUCAGCUCAGUCAAGGCAAGUGCAGAAUGUGCUCGAACAGGCCAGGAGAGUGAAGGAGGACGCGAUAAAGCACAGCAACGUGGCCUCGAGAUGGGAGAGCGCAGCUACGGCAGAGACGGAAGAAGCAAGCGCGUUUGGCAAGGAGGAAGAGGAGCUGAGUGGGGAGAAGAGCUGGGGAAGAGUAGCCGACAUGUCCAGCAGACAGGCGUCAGAGCUGCGCCAUGGCCUGCAGCUCAUGGACAUGGAACGAGCAGUGAGAGAUUAUCAAAGGGACCCGCGAGCAUCUAACAGGCAUCGACUCGAAAGACUCGAGAAAAUCCUGACAGAUCGUCUCGGGCAUGCGGAUGAUGCGAAGCAGAAUGAAGCGAGUAUCGACAUGCUCAACACGAUCGAGGAUGUGCUGUACGAGAGGAGGAUGCAGAAGAGAAGCGACCGAAGAGGAAGAAGGGAGGAGGAGGUUGAGAGAAGGAGGAGGGGGCGGCGAGCUGGAGAGUCGUAA
Messenger RNA from Guillardia theta CCMP2712, 1818 nucleotides. RefSeq lists its product as hypothetical. Lineage: Eukaryota; Cryptophyceae; Pyrenomonadales; Geminigeraceae. The coding region runs from base 1 to 1818 and encodes 605 amino acids. The record is from RefSeq and is a predicted model, not a curated record. The transcript is spliced from 4 exons.